CAGCCGCUGCUGUGGCGGGUUUGGCUGGUGUAGCAUGGAGGGCGCGCUGGAGGCGCAGAUGUGGAGUGAUGCUGUCAAUCAGAACAAUAAAACAGCCCUGUUGGCCUGGGUGAAGGAGACUGGCAUCCAACUGGUGCAGGUCAAUGGUCAGAGGAAGUAUGGAGGCCCUCCCUCAGGCUGGAUUGGGGAGCCCCCUCCAUCCGGCUCAGAGGUAUUCAUUGGAAAACUCCCUCAGGACAUCUAUGAAAACAAACUAAUUCCUCUCUUCCAAAGCGUGGGCAAGCUGUAUGAGUUCCGCCUCAUGAUGACCUUCAGUGGGCUCAACCGUGGCUUUGCCUAUGCCAAGUACAGCAAUCGGCGCAGUGCGCAAAUAGCUAUUGCUGCUCUGAACAACUUUGAGGUGCAGAAGGGCUGCCCCAUCAUGGUUUGCAGGAGCACUGAGAAGUGUGAGCUGUGUGUGGAUGGCCUGUCAUCCUCGAUGGAGCAGGGCCAGCUGCGGACACUGUUGCAGGAGGUGACCACGGGGGUCCUGAACAUUUCCCUGUAUCCCAGCCCCUCCCGGAAGGGGGGACAGCUCGCAGUGCUGAAAUACAACUCCCACCGAGCUGCAGCCAUGGCCAAGAAAACUCUAGUGGAAGGUAACUUGGGUCUGUAUGAAGAGGAAAUUGAAGUGGAUUGGCUGAAAGUAGACAUGAAGCAGAAACUCCGUGCCAACACAGAGAGAACCUUUCCAGAAAGCUUGCAGCCUGGUGGCUGCAAGAGUGGCAGUCCGAGCCAGACACCUCAUGGUGCCGUGACAUGCCCUUUGCCACAGGCAUUCUGCGUGUUAGACUACCUGAACGCACUGUGUAAGAAGCAGCGGCUGGGAAUCCCUGUGUUUCUGACUAAAUGUGUACAAGCGAACCCUGACGGCUGGCUGCGGUUCUGGUAUCAGGUGGUCAUUCCAGGUUACCCAUCCCCCUUCAGUGGGUUUAUGUGGAUCAAACCUGAUAAGUCUGGCUUGAGUGGACAUGACAAGGCCAAGAAUGCCAUAGCGCUGCAGCUGCUCAAAACUUUGGGGUGCCCGGUGGUGUAGGCUGGAUGUUUCCACAGAGCCAUGUGCUGCCCCUCUGGGGCUUGGUGCAUUGGCUUUGCGUUCCUGUGGGGAGGAGGGGUGGGACUGAUGUGCUGACGUAUUGUAAGCUGGUUUUACAGGACGUGGGCACUGAGCAGAGGCUGCUUCUGGUCCCUGUUCGUCUGUUUUUGUGUUUUCUCUCAGAUGUUAGUUUGACACAGAUUUGUCUUAGGUUUUUUUAAAUGUUUUUGUUCUCUGCUCUGGUGUGCCCAGGUGGGUUAACCCAGUGAGACGGGGGAAGGUGGAUGUCAUGGGGAUUCCCACAUACCAUUGUAGGACAGGCUAAAUUGGCCAGGCAAUGAAGGACCCCAUCUGCAUAGGUCUUGGGGUCAUAGAGGAUGCAUGCUGGGCAACUAGGUGAGUCUGACCAGGCUCAAAGAUUUUUCUUUUGUUCUAUUUGGGUUUUAUUUGUAUUGAAAUACACCUGCCAGCGUGGUAGAGAGGGGGAUGUACAGUGCUCUUUGGAGAGGGUCUGGGGAACUCCCUGUUAUUAGACUGGGCAAUUAAUGACUGUCCCUGGCAUGUACAGCACAGUGCUAUAUUGAUAGCAAGCCCUGCAGGUGCACUGAGCAAACCUCUGCUUCCCCCACCCCCACCUGGGGGAAGGGCUGCUCUGUUUAAAUUCCUGGGCCUAAAUCUUGUUCUCUUGCCUUUUUGUUUGACUUAUUCUGUUAAAGGUUGUUUACUUUGUUUUAAAAGCUUGGUUGAGUUUCUUAUUGUGGCCUUGGCCAGUGAGGUCAGACAACUGUCCUGUGAAGCAAGGAAGAGCAUGGGACUAGUGCUGGGUGGGAAAUACCCCCUGCAUUGCUGCCUGUUCCACUGGCCUAGGCACUGUUUGGAAGAAUCCAAUGUUCUUCAUUGGAAGCAUCCCUCCUGGGCUGAGUUGUGAGCAGAGGCCUUUCCUGAAUCCUGCUAGUGCCUAAGUAGGGGAGGGUCAUGGCUGCCAUGCUGAUGGGAGCUGUUUUUAAUGAGGAAAUGGUGACCACCUCUCUGAGGCACCAAGGUAUUUAUGAGCAAGGGACUGUAAGGAAAUGGCAUUUGGGGUUCUCUGGUCCCCAGUGGCAUUGAUAGUCCAUGCCGCUGUGUAUGAAUGGUCAUUCAGACUGACUGAAGGGAAGUUCUAUUAAA
Molecule: messenger RNA, 2242 nt
Organism: Trachemys scripta elegans
Lineage: Eukaryota; Metazoa; Chordata; Testudines; Emydidae
Gene: DND1
Product: DND microRNA-mediated repression inhibitor 1
Exons: 5
Coding region: 35-1075 (346 amino acids)
Biological process (GO): mRNA stabilization; germ cell development; negative regulation of miRNA-mediated gene silencing
Cellular component (GO): cytoplasm; nucleus
Molecular function (GO): mRNA binding
Source: RefSeq, a predicted model, not a curated record